CGGUGAGUAUAUAAAGCACGCGGGGUCCCCAAAGCGAGUCAUUCUGUCCCUAGCCGCUCUUCUGUCAACAUCAACAUGCGGCCUCUGAUUGUUCUCCUGGCCCUGGUGGCGGUGGCGGCGGCGCAGUUCAACCAGCCUCGUUUCGGUGGUUCGCGUUUCCUCCGGUUUGAUGAUGACGAUUUUGACGAUUUCUUUGACGAUGACCACGAUGACUCCCUGGAGGAUCUGUACGAGGACCUUUAUGACGAGGAUGCCGACGAUAGGGCAGAGGCGCGGGCCAAGCUGACGAGGCUGAGAGCGUCUGGCGCCAUCACAGGGAACACCUUCAGGAGAAACCGCUUCGUGACUGCCAGGCACAACACCAGAAGCUUCACCGCACCACGACCUUCCUUCAACACCCAACGCCAAUCUUUCAACACCCAACGCCAAUCCUUCAACACCCAACGCCCAUCUUUCAACACCCAACGCCCAUCUUUCAACACCCAACCAUCCUUCAACACCCAACGCCCAUCUUUCAACACCCAGCGGCCUGCAAGCACCUUCAACGCCAACCAGCAAAGCCAACGAUCUUUCAACACCCUGGGAAGUCAGUCAUUCACCCAGAAGCGUCCCACGUCCUUCUCUUCACCCAACAAGUUCUCCCGUCCUAGUUUCUCGUCCAUCAACUCCAUUUCCCCCAGUGGCUUCCGGAAGACCUCUCCAUCACCUUUCAAGAGUGCGCCUUCGAGUUUCAAUUGGCCAGGCGGCAGUGGGUACUAUUUCAGCAUGAGUACUAAUGGUGCCAAGCCUGUUACCUACUUUAUUCGGUAUGAUGAUGAUUAGAUGGUGAUUGGUGAAGAUUGGUGAUUGGGGUUUGUCUGUGUGGGUUCUCUCUCUCUCUCUCUCUCUCUCUCUCUCUCUCUCUCUCUCUCUCCAUGUUUGUGUGUGUUGGUGUUUUUUCGAAGUUUUGUCUUUUGUUUGGUUUAAUGAAAAAAAAAAAAAAGGUUUGUUUUAGAAUUGUGAUCUCGUGUGUGAUUUUUGAAACUGAAACGCACACACACACACACACACACACAAAGAGAGAGAGAGACACACACACAUGGCAACCCCGUCAGUGAGUAUACAUAAAGUUAACUGCGAAUAUUUAUUAUAUCACACACGCACACACACGCACACACACACACACACACACACACACACACACACACACACACAAGCUUUAUAUUUUUCCACACGAACUAAUUAUUCACCCUCAAAUUUCCUGCUCCACUAACAAAACAAUGGAUAAAACAGCAUUGCUAGGUCCACUUUAACAGCAUCGCCAGGUCCAUAUAAACAGCAUUGUCAGGUCCACUUAAAACAGCAUUGCCAGGUCCACUUAAUCCCUUCAAUACUGGGACACAUUUUUAUCUUGCGAUUUGUGUAAUUAGACCAUUUUAUUGCCAUUAGGAAGGGUCUAUGGAGAUCAGAAGAUUAAUGGUCCAUGGUCCAGAGUCUUCAC
This is a messenger RNA of Portunus trituberculatus (swimming crab), 1480 nucleotides long. RefSeq lists its product as uncharacterized. The record is from RefSeq and is a predicted model, not a curated record. The transcript is spliced from 4 exons. NCBI's taxonomy places the organism in Eukaryota, Metazoa, Arthropoda, Malacostraca, Decapoda, Portunidae. Bases 76 to 822 code for a protein of 248 amino acids.